This is a messenger RNA of Ilex paraguariensis (yerba mate), 543 nucleotides long. The record is from the annotation of a GenBank genome assembly. NCBI's taxonomy places the organism in Eukaryota, Viridiplantae, Streptophyta, Magnoliopsida, Aquifoliales, Aquifoliaceae.
AUGAGCACGAACGGAGCUCCCGCGCGCCCCCCCGCCGAGCUGACGCGGCGUCUAGGAGUCGCCUACGAGAAGCGUCUGAUUGAGCAGUACAUAAACGAGCAUGGCACCGAGCCGGGAACCGGCCAGGUUCUCGCCCCCGAGGACCUACUACCCGUAAAGUCGUCGUCGGUGGUCCGCCCGCGCCCGCCUACCCUGACGUCGAUUCCUGCCCUGUUGGCGACCUUUCAGAAUGAAUGGGACACGCUGGCCCUCGAGACAUACAACAUCAGAGAGCAGCUGGCGCGGACGCGGGAAGAGCUGGCCACGGCCCUGUACCAGCAUGACGCGGCUGUCCGCGUCAUCGCGCGCCUGACGAGGGAGCGGGACGAGGCGAGGGAGUCAUUGAGCAAAGUCACCGUUACAGGCACCGCGCCGGACGGUGAGGAGAUGAUGAUUGACAGCGUCGAAACGCUUCCCGAGGAGCUAGCGGAGCGCGUCGACGAGAUCCACCAGAGGGACGCAAGAAGCGGCCGGUUCCCGAGGGCUGGGUCACCACGGCCGUGA